GCGAGAGUACAAGUUUGGCAACAGCUUCUCGAAAAAAUAUGAAAAGAAAGUCUGAGGAGAAGCGAAAAAUGGGUCGCAGGGGCGAUUGGAUCUUCCUUAAGGAGGCGGGUUUGAAGUUACCUAAAGUCCUUAAGGAUAUGCUGGUAAAGUUAAUGAAAAAAGUAGAUUGGAAUAGGGAAAAGUGUGCAAAAAUGCAGAUAGUUGGAAUCAUCCAUGCAGGGUUGAUGAUAAUGACGGUCCAUCUCGACAAUCCACAAGGCUAUGUAUGUAGAAUUCGACGUGGUGAAACAGUGAUUAAAGAAACAUUAAAGGUGAUACAAGCAAGUGAGCAGACUAUUGAAUCGUUCAAAACUGCCGGGCGCCGAAAGAGACCUCGAGACAUAAAUCAGCGCGAGUUAUCUGGUUGCAUUUCAACACCGAAAAAGGCAAAGAAUGAAAAAGCUUGUGCCGAAGUGAAUGAUGAACGACCAGAUCCAGAAUCACCUUGCCCUGGAUCACCGA
Racocetra persica is the source of this 501-nucleotide messenger RNA. The record is from the annotation of a GenBank genome assembly. NCBI's taxonomy places the organism in Eukaryota, Fungi, Glomeromycota, Glomeromycetes, Diversisporales, Gigasporaceae.